Messenger RNA from Acanthocheilonema viteae, 486 nucleotides. The record is from the annotation of a GenBank genome assembly. NCBI's taxonomy places the organism in Eukaryota, Metazoa, Nematoda, Chromadorea, Rhabditida, Onchocercidae.
AUGCCAAAAUGUCACCUGGCGGGUACAACUAAUCUCGGUUCCAGCAUAGCAUUAAGUAGCGUUAAAUUUCGACUUGGGAAGAAAGAGUUGCGUAGCGUCAUAUACUUAGUGACUGGAGAGAAGACUUGGGGUAUUGAUGCUGGGAGUCCAACGGAUGAUAACAGAAACGUUGAUAAUAGUAGUGACAAGGAUUAUGGUAGUGGCAACAAUAUUGAUAAUAGUAGUUAUAGCAGUUAUGAUAAUGAUCCUAAUGAUAAUGACAACGAUAGUAGCAGUGGUAAUAAUGAUAUGACAAUACUGAUAAGGAUGGCAGUCGUAAUAACAGUAAUGGUGAUAGCAGACAACAGAAGCAGUAGUGGCGACGAUGAUAACAGUAGUUGUAGUGAUGAUGAGGAUGAUAACAAUAAUAAAGAUGAUGACAAGUUACGGUGGAAAAAUAGAAUGACUGGAAAGAAAAGAAAAACCAAUCGGUCUUCCACUGUUUGA